Molecule: messenger RNA, 601 nt
Organism: Cydia splendana
Lineage: Eukaryota; Metazoa; Arthropoda; Insecta; Lepidoptera; Tortricidae
Exons: 2
Coding region: 38-601 (187 amino acids)
Source: RefSeq, a predicted model, not a curated record
CCUGCUAUAUUCCGCGUCCUUGGUGCUCGGUCACGGCAUGGUGUUGAACCCGCCAGGUCGCGCAACCGCUUGGCGAUUUGGCUUCAAAACUCCCACCAACUAUGAUGACAACGGCCUGAAUUGUGGAGGGGUAGGGACGCAGUGGAAUCGCAAUGGGGGCAAAUGCGGACUCUGCGGCGACCCAUACAACAAGCCAACCCCUCGGCGUUACGAGUACAACGGCAGAGACUAUCGCGGGGUCAUCGUCGCCAAAUACUCGUACUUCCCUGGUUCUAUCAUCCAAAUCACAACUAGACUAACCGCUUACCACAAAGGCUUUUGGGAGUUCAGACUGUGUACUGACCACACGAACAACACCCAAGAAUGCUUUGACAGGCUUCUAGAGCUCGAGAGCGGUGGAACUAAAUAUUACCCUAUGAAAGGUAGCACCACUUACACUGUGAACUAUAAGCUGCCUGCUUUGACGUGUGACCAUUGCGUGUUGCAAUGGAGAUAUGUGGCCGGGAAUAGUUGGGGGUGGUGCCCCGAUGGAACUGGGAAACUGGGGUGUGGCCCGCAAGAAGAGUUUAGGGGAUGCUCUGAUAUAGCUAUCUUGCCUUAA